Molecule: messenger RNA, 1171 nt
Organism: Tigriopus californicus
Lineage: Eukaryota; Metazoa; Arthropoda; Copepoda; Harpacticoida; Harpacticidae
Product: fructose-2,6-bisphosphatase TIGAR B-like
Exons: 3
Coding region: 439-1122 (227 amino acids)
Biological process (GO): fructose 1,6-bisphosphate metabolic process; positive regulation of DNA repair; negative regulation of glycolytic process
Cellular component (GO): cytosol
Molecular function (GO): fructose-2,6-bisphosphate 2-phosphatase activity
Source: RefSeq, a predicted model, not a curated record
UCUGAACAAUAACUCGAUCCACAAAUUUGGAGGAAACACUGUACAUCAGUCCCUGUUGCAGUUCAUGUCGUUGAUCGCACUGAUCAGGAAAAUCCCCGACCAACCCUGCUUCUAGCCUCUCUGGGCCCUCGAUGUACCUUCUGCCUUCCAUGCCGUGGCCGGAAUUGCCAGGGAAAAGCAUGCUUGAUGCAUGCACGGAUGCUGGAUAGCCAUAGCUGCAUGUGGCCCUAGUUCAUACGCUCAGAUUCUCUCCUGGAUUUGUGCACCGGCCGCCCGGGCACUUUCUCAUAAAAAAAGCCGUACUCUUAUGGACUACAAUCGGGACGAGAAUCAAGCAAGGGAUUCAAAACAUUGUGCAAUUCCAUCCCGGUGCCACUCAGUCGCAUUUAUAUUUACCGCUAUAGAUUGAGACCGAGCGCAUAAUAAUCCAUCGGAAGCAUGACCAUUGAGUUGUACAUCGUUCGUCACGGUCAAACGGAGGGCAACAGAGCACGAAUCCUCCAAGGCUCUUCCGACAUUCCUCUGAACGAAGUUGGCCGAGAGCAAGCCCAAAAGGCCUCCCAAGUGCUCAAGGAUGUGCCAUUCACAGCCGUGUUCUCCUCGGAUCUUUGUCGAGCCCUAGAAACGGCGCAGAUUUUGCUCAAAGGCCACACCACGUGUCAGAUCCCCAUCAUCCAAUGGCCUUGCGUGCGGGAGCGAUGCUUUGGUGUGAUGGAGGGCAAGCCGAUCCAGGAAUACUACGAAGCCUCGGCUUUGGCCAACGAAAAGCACUUUAAUUACGUGCCCGAAAAUGGCGAAUCUCAUAAGGAAGUGGAAGUUCGAGCCCACAGGUUUAUGGAGCAAUUGUGCGAAACGGAUGUGAUGAGUGAAUCAUCGGGCGGCCAUGGCACGACCCAACCCGUGAUUUUAGUGACCACACAUGGAGGAUUUCUCAAGGGAUUGAUGACCGUCUUGGUGGAAAAGAUGGGCUGUGACCUUUCCGAAUCGUCGAACCAAGCCUACUCGAGUAUCUGCCAGAAUACUGGGAUCACUCGGGUGACAUUUAGCUUGGAUGCAAACAAAAAACCGGUGAACAUGAAAUGCACUAAGCUCUACGACGCGGCACAUUUGAACGAUGGGUGAAAUGUUUUAAUCAAUUGCCUUUGUGGAAAUAUACUGAAGCAAAAAAGGG